CUUUUAUGAUCAUUUGUGCAUAAAGGAUAUUUCCCCAUGAAUUGUAUUCAUUGCAGCAUCCUUCACGAAAUGCAGAUGACGCGAUGAGUAGCGUUUGAAUGUUAAAUACAUCACAUUAAAACCUCGAGAUUUUUUAUUUCCCAUUUUACAUUUUUGAGGACUUUUUUUUUUGUUAUUCAUAGUGAUGGAAAGGAUUACAUCAUAAAAACAUCCUCGUAGAAAUGGGAAAAUGGGAGCUGAAUAUGGAGCCUGUUCAAGAGUGGGGUGAGGAGCACGAAGAUGGGGCGGUUUUUGGGAUCACCCUGCGUAGAGAGCCCAUUCAACAGUCGGCCGAGCCCACAGAGGCUUUCGUACAGUACCGAACAUGUAAGGUACGCAGGUUAAAAGCGGCCACACUGGAGAAGCUGGUGUCUCACUUACUGGACCCCUGCUGUCAAGAGCAAGACUACAGCAGAAUCCUGCUGUCUACGUAUCAUACUUUCACUAGUACCAACAAACUCAUCGAAAUGCUCUUCCAAAGUGACAAUCUUGCCUCUGUACUUGACAGCAACAAGUACCAUAAAAGUUCUUUGUGGACUUUGCUUCAGACCUGGUUGGAAGAGUACAGUGAAGAUUUCAGAGAUCCUCCCAUGCAUUCUUCACUACGUCUCAUGUGUUUACAGCUGAGAGGACAUUCCUCUCUCUUCACACUGGCUAAACGCUAUGAAGCUCUCCUUAAGAAAUUCCAGACUGAAGAUAUUCUGGCUAGUCAGUCGGUCAAUAACAUGGAAGAACGUGACGGUGAUCAAGAGGGGAAGAACUUUGAAUUGGAUUUCACUGACUUCUCCAUCACAGAUGUUGCCGAACAGCUCACCCGAAUGGAUGCUGAACUAUUUAUGAAGGUGGUUCCCUUCCAAUGUCUGGGCUGUGUUUGGUCUCAACGAGACAAAAAGGAGAACCUCUCACCCACUAUUUGGGCCACCAUCGCGCAGUUCAAUAUGAUCACCAACCGGGUCAUCACCUCUCUGCUUUGCCCCUCGUCCAACCUAGUCCCGCCCCACUGCCCCACCUCGACAACCACGCAAAGAGCCAGAGUCAUUGAAAAAUGGAUUCGAGUUGCACAGGGGUGCAGAGAGCUAAAGAACUUCUCCUCUCUCAGGGCUAUUUUGUCGGCCCUUCAAUCCAGCCCCAUCUACAGACUUAAGAAGACCUGGGCGGCUGUGAGCAGAGAGGCGAUGUCUGUCUUUGAAAACCUGUGUGAAACAUUUCCAGACGAGAACUGUGUUCUGACCAGCAGAGAAAUCUUUGUGGAUCGCUCUGCUGAUGGGACAGUUCCAUACUUGGGGACAUACCUAACAGUACUGACCAUGCUGGACACUGCCUUACCCAACACUGUGGAGGGUGGCCUCAUUCAUUUUGAAAAGAGGAGAAGGGAGUAUGAGAUUUUAAGGCAGAUUUGUCAGCUGCAGUCUUCGUGCUCUCAGUAUGUUUUACCUCAUCAUCCUCACAUUGCUGUCUGGCUGCAGAACCAGAACCUGCUUUCAGAUCAGGAGAGCUAUGAACUUUCCAGACAGCUGGAGACUCCUCAAGCCACUUCUCCAUCAUCCAGCAGUGGCUGGAGUCACCGCACUCUCAGCAAAAAACUCUCCUCGCUGUUGUCGGGGAACGAGGGUUCCAGAAAGAAUGCAGAUCAGAUCAGUGUGUCCUCCUCUGGAUCCAGCAGCUCUGAGAUGGAGGAAAUUUCUGCUUCUCUAUCACUGUCUCUUAUAACACCGUCCUUGUCCAGCUCUGGCCAGAACACGGCUGAAGCUUUUCCCUUCUCUUCUUCUCCCGACAACUCCACCAUGUCUAGUUCUUCUUCCAGUUCGCAGCAGGACCUCAGCAUUAGUCCAUCUUCCUCCUCAGCAUCAGCUGACCCUCACCUGGUUUCCACCCAUAAACGGUCCGUCUCUAUGACCACCCUGCCCUUCUACAACAGACAGGUGGACGACUCCUGCAUCAUCAGGGUCAGCAUGGAGUUCUGCAGCAAUGGCAACAUGUACAAGAGCAUACUGUUAACCAGUCAGGAUAAAACGGCCCAGGUGAUCCAGAGAGCUCUGCAAAAACAUAACCUGGAGGAUGUCAGUGAGCAGGAUUUCACCCUCAUUCAAGUUCUGGCCCAGGGCAGAGAGUUACAUAUUCCAGAGAAGGCCAACGUAUUUUAUGCCAUGUCUACAUCAGCCAACUAUGACUUUGUUCUACGCCGAUGCCUAAAGGGCCAACGGAAACAACUCAUACGCUCUGUUUCACUUUUAUCAGGACGAGCCACAAAAUAACAGUGCCAGCGUUGAUUCAUGAGGAAUUAUACAAUCUACAUAAACAUAUUUUUCAUGGAAAACUGAAAUUGAAAUGAAUCUUUUUAAGAAAAACUAACUUCUCUGAGAAGUGUUGACAGCCAAAUAAGGCUCUUGGUUGGGAAAGCAAAUGUCACAGGUUCAACUCAUAACACUGAGACAUUGCUUCAGCUGAACUGUCAACUGCCUAAUAACUAGAAAACAGAAACUGUGCCUUCUUGAAUUUCUUACAUUCAGUGCAGUGGGGUGAAUACAGUAUAAUGGGUUGAAACAAUGUUUUUCAAUUCCCUUAAGCUUUCUCUCUCUCUCUGCACUAUUAUAAAGAGACAAUACAAGGCAAUAUCAGAUAUGAAAACCCAACAACUUUGAAUAGAAACACUACUACACACCUACAUGCAUGGGAUGAGACUUUUAUGGAGGUAAAAUUUCACACAGUUCCUGUAACUAAUGGAACACGGACACAUGAUCAGUUCACGGUGUUCCUUGUAAUUGUACCAUGAUGCAAGUCUGUUGGUGUGUGUGUGUGUGUGUGUGUGUGUGUGCGCGUGUGCGUGUGAGAGAGAGAGAGAGUGCGUGUGAGAGAGAGAGAGAGAGAGAGAGAGAGAGAGAGAGGCUGCUCCAACAGGUAAAGUGCCAUUCCAAAGACACUUUUCACAUUGUUGGUCCAUUACUGGUUCACUGUCACAUGUGAUAUCAUUUAAAUGUAAUUUGAUGAAAUCAGUUCAUAAAAAUAACUGCACUUCUGCUGGGUUAUGAUGUAAGUGUGGCUGUACAUUUGAUAGAUAUUUUCACACCAUUUGCCCUAAUAUCCUCCUUCCUCCAAAUCAAAUACAGUAAACUGACUCUCAACUAACAAUUUGUGCUUUGAAAGACACAAUAUACUGUUAUCUAAUAUACUAUAUUUAAAUGUAGAUAUUUUAGUACUACAGUGUUUAUUUAGUUUAUAUAGUAGUAUCUACAUAUAGAGCAACAGUGUACAAUAUAAGAUGAUAUGAAUAUGUUAACUCUAAACUUUAACAUUAUUUUCUUUUUCACUCAGUGUACUCUGAAGCUUUCAACAUUUCACGGAUGUACUUAGAGCAUAUUCGUUGAAAAGCAAUGCAUUUACAUGAUUACCAUACUUUCA
Myxocyprinus asiaticus (Chinese sucker) is the source of this 3438-nucleotide messenger RNA. RefSeq names its product ral guanine nucleotide dissociation stimulator-like 1. Lineage: Eukaryota; Metazoa; Chordata; Actinopteri; Cypriniformes; Catostomidae. Gene Ontology annotation, molecular function: guanyl-nucleotide exchange factor activity. Bases 222 to 2294 code for a protein of 690 amino acids. The record is from RefSeq and is a predicted model, not a curated record. The transcript is spliced from 16 exons. Gene Ontology annotation, cellular component: plasma membrane. Gene Ontology annotation, biological process: Ras protein signal transduction; positive regulation of GTPase activity.